AUGAGCGCGAUAUUAACAGACAGGCAAGCGGAAGAGCUGCACAAGGCCAUAAUCGCAUAUCUGGGUGUCAUAAACGCGCCAAAGACGGCCGAGGCUUUCCGGGAGGAAGCCAACAUAGCCGACAGCUUCGACGAUGCUACCCGGAAAAAGUAUGAGGGGCUGCUGGAGAAGAAAUGGACCAGUGUAGUACGGUUGCAGAAGAAGGUCUUGGAACUCGAGCAGCGCAACCAGAGCCUCCAGAGCGAGCUCGAUUCCACCACGCCAACCUCGCUCAUCAGAAGGAAUCAAGACCCCACUAGCUGGCUGCCGCGAGCUCCAGCACGGCAUACUCUCCAGUCACAUCGCUCACCUAUCACAUGCGUCGCGUUCCACCCCGUUUUCUCGUCGCUCGCUUCGGGCUCUGAAGACACUACCAUCAAGAUCUGGGAUUGGGAGUUGGGUGAGCUCGAACGAACGGUCAAGGGUCACACGAAAGGCGUGCUGGACGUCGACUUUGGUGGUCCCAGAGGCGGUACACUGCUAGCGUCGUGUUCGAGCGACUUGACUAUCAAGCUGUGGGACCCCUCAGACGAGUACAAGAACAUCAGGACACUUCCCGGGCACGACCACUCCGUCUCUGCGAUUCGAUUCGUACCCAGUGGAGCUGCGGGCUCUCCGUCGUCGGGCAACUUACUAGUCUCUGCGUCGCGAGACAAGACUCUACGGAUAUGGGAUGUCACAACAGGAUACUGUGUGAAGACGAUACGCGGACAUGCCGACUGGGUACGAGACGUCGCGCCUAGCUUUGACGGACGAUGGCUCCUGUCAGCAGGAAAUGACCAGACUGCCAGGUUAUGGGACGCUAGCUCAGGGGAGGCCAAGUGCACUUUCCUUGGGCAUGAGCAUGUCAUUGAAUGUGUUACAAUAGCGCCCCCAGUAUCCUAUGCCAACCUUGCAGCUCUCGCCGGACUCAAGAAACCGCCACCACUAAGCAGUUCUGCCGAGUACAUUGCAACUGGAUCAAGAGACAAGACUAUAAAGAUAUGGGAUGGACGGGGAACGUUGAUAAAGACUCUUACUGGCCACGACAAUUGGAUACGGUCGCUCGUCUUCCAUCCAGGCGGAAAGUACCUACUAUCAGCUAGCGACGACAAGACUAUCCGAUGCUGGGAUCUCACACAAGAAGGCCGAUGUGUCAAGACUGUGACUGACGCACACGGACAUUUCGUCAGCUGUAUGCGAUGGGCGCCAAAUGUCAUCAAGGACGUGCCUGUCAAUGGAGACGCGCCCAAUGGCGCAGCCAACGGCACUAAUAAGAAGAAAGAGGAGGAGGCAGCCAAAGCAGGCAUACGAUGUGUAAUCGCGACAGGUUGCGUUGAUUUGAACGUUCGCAUCUUUGCAUCGUGA
This is a messenger RNA of Alternaria burnsii, 1386 nucleotides long. RefSeq names its product platelet-activating factor acetylhydrolase ib alpha subunit. Gene Ontology annotation, cellular component: nuclear envelope; microtubule associated complex; cytoplasmic microtubule. Gene Ontology annotation, biological process: microtubule organizing center organization; vesicle transport along microtubule; establishment of mitotic spindle orientation. The transcript has 3 exons. Gene Ontology annotation, molecular function: dynein complex binding; microtubule plus-end binding. The coding region runs from base 1 to 1386 and encodes 461 amino acids. Lineage: Eukaryota; Fungi; Ascomycota; Dothideomycetes; Pleosporales; Pleosporaceae. The record is from RefSeq and is a predicted model, not a curated record.